Molecule: messenger RNA, 912 nt
Organism: Brenthis ino (lesser marbled fritillary)
Lineage: Eukaryota; Metazoa; Arthropoda; Insecta; Lepidoptera; Nymphalidae
Source: the annotation of a GenBank genome assembly
AUGGCGACAAUUCGAAAAUAUAUUGAUAUUGGUGCAAAUCUAACUGAUGAUAUGUAUCAAGGAUUAUAUCAUGGUUCUAAAAAACAUAAACCUGAUUUAGAUAAGGUUUUAAAUCGCAGUUGGUCAGCUGGAAUGGAUAAAAUGAUCAUCACUGGAGGAAGCUUGGUGGAUAGUAAAAAAGCAAUAGAUCUAUCACAUAUGGAUUCUCGAUUAUUUUCUACCGUAGGAUGUCAUCCAACUCGCUGUAACGAUUUUGUAACAGACCCUGCUUCUUACCUCAAAGAUUUAAGAAGAUUAAUAACUGAAAAUAAGGACAAAGUUGUGGCCAUUGGCGAGUGUGGACUGGAUUAUGAAAGGUUGCACUUUUGUGAAAAGGAUAUACAACUAGAAUACUUUGAAUAUCAAUUACAAUUGAGCAAAGAGUUCAAUCUGCCAUUAUUUUUGCAUUGCCGAGCUGCUGCAGAUGACUUGGUUGACAUAUUGAAAAGGAAUAAAGAACAAAUAGUAGGUGGUGUAGUGCAUUCUUUUGAUGGAUCUCAAGAAGCUUUAGAAAAAAUACUUGAGUUGGACUUAUAUAUUGGUAUUAAUGGAUGUUCACUAAGAACAAAGGAAAAUCUUGAGAUAGCUGCAAAAAUACCACAGGAUAAAUUAAUGAUUGAAACGGACUGUCCUUGGUGUGAAGUGAAGCCUACACAUCCAGGUUAUAGUCAUGUGAUAACCAAAUUUCCCUCUGUUAAGAAAGAGAAAUACUCUGUGGAUUCAGACAACCAAGUAAAGGGAAGAAAUGAACCAAUUAAUAUUGUGCAAGUUCUCGAAAUACUGGCAGCCAUAAGGAAGGAAAAUAUUGAUGAACUAGCACAAGCUAUCUAUAAUAACACCUAUAAAGUCUUCUUUAGUAAUAAGUGCAAUGUA